Messenger RNA from Haliotis rubra (blacklip abalone), 707 nucleotides. RefSeq lists its product as uncharacterized. The record is from RefSeq and is a predicted model, not a curated record. The coding region runs from base 146 to 658 and encodes 170 amino acids. Lineage: Eukaryota; Metazoa; Mollusca; Gastropoda; Lepetellida; Haliotidae. The transcript is spliced from 4 exons.
AUACGAGUUACCUCCCCUGUAAACUACGACGCGUUAUAAAGCGGUGUAGAUCAGGCGAGGCACCAUUUGCAGAAACAGGCCAAAGAUCUUACUCCGAAAACCAAGGUCCAUCUAAGUCAUCAAGGGUUUGUCUGCAUCAUCGAACAUGCAUACCAGUACAUAUUGCGUCCUCCUCGCCACAGCGAUGUCAUUAAUCGCCGCCUCAACACCCUGCAGAGUAGACUCAGAUCUGUGCCAGAGAAAUUCUCAAUUGGAUAUCUCAUUUGGUUUGAGUGGUAACGUGUGGUGUGACGAAACACUCGCUCGUGCCCGAACAAGCGAGAUGCCUGAAGUGGACUUCGCAGCUGCACAACAUGGACAGAGGUACCUGUUCGUCAUGUUCGACCCGGACGCGCCUGUCCCUGGCUGCUCAUUUCUCCACGCACUGGCGAUGGUGACGUUCCAGAAUGGACAAAUGAACACAGAAACGAGUUUUCUGGAUUACAGAGCGCCUUCGCCACCCAGCGGCACCCACAGGUACCAGAUGUAUCUGUACGAGUGGGUCAGCAAUGAUGACAGUGUUACUUACGAUCCCCGCCCCUUCAGCAUUGCGAAAUUGGAGACUGACAACAACCUUUCCCAAGCGGUAGCCGUGUUCCAAUUUCGCGUCCCCAGUUAAACACCUGUUUAAGUAUUUGUUUUACUCGAAUAAAGUAUUCAGAACGUGA